UUUUAACAUCCUAAUCCCAAGGUGGAAGGAGAACUUUAGGUGGAGCUAUAAGGAGUAAGUGGGUGUGAGAAGAGGACGAAAUUGGAAUAGGUGAGAUCAUGUCUUGCAGAUGAGAAGAGGGAGCUCGAAUUUUGAGGUGGAGAAGAGAAUGAAAAGUGGAAGUGUUUGGAGUAGCCUAAAAAGAGAGAGAUGAGAGAUAAAGCGUGGAGUUCCAGAUGUCAAGUUUUAAUUAUUUUAUAUAAUUUUUUAAACAAAUAUGGAUUGAAACAAUUUUAUAUGGGGAAGGGAAAUGAAAAUGGAACUACUUGGAACAGACUGAAAUUCCCUAGGCCAUGGGUGUGAGAGGGGCCCAAUCAGCCUUAUUUUAAUUAUCAGUUGCAUUCUGGAGUUUUAACAGAAUUGUCUGAAAACUUCCAAGUCUCACGUCACCCCAGCCAGGCAUUUUGUAGAGACCGUCACUACAGAAAGGAUUUGAAAUUCAAUUUUGUUGAUAAAAAUCAGGUGGAAACUAGACCUGUUGAAGAGUUUGGGGUGUCAUACAAAAGGAAACAAAUAGGAAGAGGUUGAAAACGCACACGCCAACUGAAUUCCUUCUCCAACCCCUCCUUUCAAAGGGAAGGAUUUACAGCUCAACCUGGCACCAGCUGUUAGCCGGCUUUAGCCGUCAAGCGAGAAAUAAAUAAAAUUAAACAACCACCGCUACGCAAUCUCUCCCUGAUUUCACCAGGAACUGAGUAUCUCUUCGACUGCCUUGAGUGAAGGGAAGGCAAGAACCAAGCAGUGUGAAGGAAAACAAGCACAUUUUUUCAGGAUAACCCUGUUCCCCUGAGCUGUGACUGGAGAGAACUGCUGGACACCAGGAACAGACUAUAAAGGAGAGGAGACUGCCUUGGGAUUUUGGCGUGGUUUUUUUUCAAAGAAAUCUAAUGGCAGCCUGUUGCUGAGUUGGCCACCUUUCCAGGAGCAAUCACCAGGGUGGGAAGGACUUCUGGAACUUGGCUUGCCUCCAUGUGCUGCAGAGCUCUGCAAUUUUCACUUACCGCUUUCCCCACCCUAACUUAUAAAAUCUUUGCCUCCACUUUGGAAGCCAGCAUUUGCCACAAGCUGCGUGGGGAGCUAUUACUUACACCUGUAGUUUAGCUGCUCCCAGCUGUUGUGUUACUAACAGCAGAUUGAAUUGGAAUUCGGUUUCCCAUUUUAUUUUUUAAAUGUCCUUCUGUACAUCCCCAAACUUUCAGGGGACAGCGUAAACUCCCUUGGCUGUGUCUCCCUCCAGAGACCGGUGUGGAUUUUUCCUCUGGAUUGUUUCCUCCUGCACCAUUUGGAAUAUUCUCAAAGUAUAUUUCAGGAAGUUGGAUAACUGUUUACCUUCACGACUACUUCUGCCCCCCUCCUCUUUCCUUCCCUUCUUAAGGUCCCCUCCCCCUUUUCGUGUCCAUUCUGACUCCAGUUGCGCCUGGGCUAUGCUGCAGGGCGGAUCCCCCACCAGAGCUCCAACAUGCCAGCAGCAUCUGGAAAGAGGUUCAAACCCAGCAAAUACGUCCCGGUCUCAGCUGCUGCCAUCUUUUUAGUGGGAGCCACCACUCUCUUCUUCGCAUUCACGUGCCCGGGGCUCAGCCUGUACAUCUCCCCGAUCAUCCCCAUCUACAAUGCUGUUGUCUUCCUCUUCGUGCUGGCCAACUUCAGCAUGGCCACCUUCAUGGACCCGGGGAUAUUCCCACGAGCUGAUGAAGAUGAGGACAAGGAGGAUGACUUCAGAGCCCCCCUAUACAAGACAGUGGAAAUCAAGGGUAUCCAGGUGCGCAUGAAAUGGUGUGCGACGUGCCGCUUCUACCGGCCCCCACGCUGCUCCCACUGCAGCGUCUGUGACAACUGCGUGGAGGAAUUUGACCAUCACUGUCCCUGGGUGAACAACUGCAUUGGGCGGCGCAACUACCGCUACUUCUUCCUCUUCCUGCUCUCGCUCACUGUGCACAUCAUGGGCGUCUUCGGCUUUGGCCUGCUGUAUGUCCUCUGCCAGGUGGAAGAGCUCUCUGGGGUCCGCAUGGCUGUCACCAUGGGGGUGAUGUGUGUGGCCGGCUUGUUCUUCAUUCCGGUAGCUGGCCUUACGGGGUUCCACGUGGUGCUGGUAGCUCGGGGACGCACUACCAACGAACAGGUUACGGGUAAAUUCCGGGGUGGUGUGAACCCCUUCACCAAUGGCUGCUGUAAGAAUGUCAGCCGAGUUCUCUGCAGCUCCCCAGCUCCCAGAUACCUCGGCCGACCAAAGGCAGAGCAGACGGUGCUGGUGAGGCCGCCCUUCCUGCGGCCUGAGGUGUCUGAUGGACAGGUCAUGGUCAAGAUCAUGGACAAUGGUAUCCAGGCUGAACUGAAGAGAACCAAGUCCAAAGGAAGCCUGGAGGUGACGGAGAGCCAGUCGGCCGACGCUGAGCCGCCCCCCCCACCCAAGCCAGACCUCAGCCGCUACACAGGUCUGAGGACGCACUUAACCCUGGCCACCAAUGAGGACAACAGCUUGCUAGGCAGGGACAGCCCUCCGACUCCCACCAUGUACAAGUACCGCCCUGGCUACAGCAGCAGCAGCACCUCAGCCGCCAUGCCCCACUCUACCAGCGCCAAGUUGAGCCGAGGGGACAGCCUGAAGGAGCCGACCUCCAUCGUUGAGAGCAGCCGGAACCCCAGCUACCGCUCAGAGCCAAGCCUGGAGCCUGAGAACUUCCGCUCACCCACCUUCGGCAAGAGCUUCCACUUCGACCCGCUGUCGAGUGGCUCGCGCUCCUCUAGCCUCAAGUCAGCCCAAGGCACGGGCUUCGAGCUGGGCCAGCUGCAGUCGAUCCGCUCCGAGGGCACCACCUCCACCUCCUACAAGAGCCUGGUGAACCAGACGCGCAACGGCAGCCUUUCGUAUGACAGCCUGCUCACGCCCUCUGACAGCCCCGACUUCGAGUCAGUGCAAGCCGGGCCGGAGCCAGAGCCCCCCCUGGGCUACACCUCGCCCUUUCUCUCAGCCCGCAUCUCCCAGCAGCGGGAGGCCGACCUGCACAGCCGCUUCCCUGGCACCGGCUCGCCCAAGUACCCGCCCCCCUGCGAGCCCUCGCCCAUGCGCUAUGACAAUCUCUCCCGCCACAUCGUGGCCUCCAUGCAAGAGCGGGAGAAGCUGCUGCAGCAGUCACCCACCCCACCGCCUCUGGCCAAGGAGGAGGACACGGGGCUGGUAGACUCGGGCAUCCAGUCGACACCAGGCUCCAGCAAUGCCCCGCGCACCAGCUCCUCCUCGGACGAUUCGAAGCGCUCCCCGCUGGGCAAGAACCCGCUGACCCGCCCGGCGCCGCCCCGCUUCGGCAAACCGGAGCUGCCACACGUGUUCCGGGUGCGCUCGCCUGACCCACCCGCGGCCCCCCAGCUGGGCAAAGCUGUGUCUUACAGCAGCCAAAAACAGCCCCCCCCCGCCAGCAUCCCGGAAACGGAGGAGGUGGCCUUGCAGCCAUUGCUGCUGCCAAAAGACGAGGUGCAGAUGAGAACCGCCUACAGCAAGUCCAAUGGGCAGCCCAAGAGCCUGGGCCCGGCCUCCCCCUCCCCUGGCCAGCCGCCCCCCAGCAGCCCCACUCGAGGAGGAGUCAAGAAGGUCUCUGGAGUGGGCGGGACCACCUAUGAGAUCUCUGUAUGAGGGGCGGAGCUCUCUCCCCACUGUCUCUUCCUCCCUGGCUCUUACCAAAACACUCAGGCCCUGGUGGGCUGGAGGUGUGCCCUGGAGCCAGGACACCUGCAUGGACAUUUUUUAAGAAUCCUCCAGCUGUGGGGGGAAAUGGCUGAGAGGAAAGUGACCUUUUAAAAUAUGACCCCUGGGAUUUGGGGUGAGGCUCUGAGCAUCCCCUAAGUCAUUACAGCUGCAACGCAGCCUGAAUCCCCCUCCUGCUCCCAGCCAGCUGAGAAACUAACUCUAGCACACACUGCCGAAAGAAGGGGGAGGACUAUCCCGGCAGCACCCCCAGCUGGUGGGGGAAGGCACAACCGAUGGGCCAGACACUCGUGGACCUCGUGCAAUCGCUCGCCUUGUGCGGUAGGAACGGUUCGUUUUUAAAACAAGGAUAAUUUUUUUUAUGAUUGUUACGGAUUCUAUUUUUUUUCCUCUUCUGAGUUACCAGGUGUGUGUAUAUAUAAAUAUCUAUAUAUAAAUAUAAAUAUAAAAGAAAUUCUAUAUCUACCAGAGAGAGGGAAGAAUCGCCCCACAAGGGCCCAAGCCCCUAUGCCCCCUUAGGACACCCAGCCCCAAGAAGGCUGAUAUGGGGAUGUGUGCGUGUGUGUAUAGAGUUUCUAGGUCCAGAGAGGUGGGCAGUGGGGGCUUUCUACCACAGGUUAAUUGGAAAAGAGACCUGUGGAAUUGCCAGUGUUGGGACCGGGGUGGGGGGAAACGGGACAGUAUUUUAUAUUUAGGGACAGACACUAGAUCCUUGCUCAUGUGAUCCCAGGCUUGACCAUUGCUCAGUGUUUCUGGGGCCUUCCCCUAGCAGCCAUGCUAGGGGCCUGGGCUGCCUUUUGAGUGUCACCUCCCCCUUUCCGGCUUCUCUGGUUCCUGGAUGGAUUUCCUAUCCUGAGGAAGCAAGGCAAGGGGGAGACCUGGAAGGCAGCCCUUCCACCCCAUCAUGCAGUGGUUAAGCAUGGCCUCCCCUUUAGCUGAGUGGGAUGGGCAAAUCCAUGUCUCCCUUGCAUGGGUGGGUUUAAUUGAGGACUCAGUUUCUCAUUUACAGCCUCCAGUAUUCGGGGGGGUGGGGUGGGAUGUGUCAUGAAACUGACUCCCAGCAAAGUGGGAACAAGAGACUGGUGGGUUUCUUCUGUUUCCCGAUGCUACUCGUUCCGCACAAACAGCCGCUUGCUUAGUGCUGGAGACGUAGCAUUGGGACUCAGAAGAGCAGUAGGGGGCUUGAGGGCUGUGUUCCCUGUACAGAGAUUUGACCUGUAUCUAAUCCCUCCCCCACAGACCAUUUUAGCAGUUCUUCUCUCUGUUGUUUUUACAUUUUUUUUAUUUUUGAUGGUUCCGUUAUGGUUUCUCACUGUCACGCUAUUGUUUUUAUUUCCAAAUGGGAAGAGAAAAAAGGAGGAAACAAACCAAACCCCCCAAAGCAAUAUUUUCAUGUCAUAUGCCAAAAAAAAAUUGUAGACAUUCACACCAAAAGCCCAUGAAAGUCUAUUUAAGCAAACCAAGCAGAAAUCCAACCUAAUCUCCAGGCACUACUUGACUCUUUCUCUAUGGCAAUAUCUCUCUUGUGGCCUCCACAAAGCCACACUUUUAUUUUUUAUUAUGAUUAGCCAUUUUAAAAUGAGGAAUAAAAAGUCUAAGCCAC
This is a messenger RNA of Pelodiscus sinensis (Chinese soft-shelled turtle), 5342 nucleotides long. NCBI's taxonomy places the organism in Eukaryota, Metazoa, Chordata, Testudines, Trionychidae. The record is from RefSeq and is a predicted model, not a curated record.